This is a messenger RNA of Coffea arabica (coffee), 986 nucleotides long. RefSeq lists its product as uncharacterized. The record is from RefSeq and is a predicted model, not a curated record. NCBI's taxonomy places the organism in Eukaryota, Viridiplantae, Streptophyta, Magnoliopsida, Gentianales, Rubiaceae.
CUAAAAAAAAGACUAAUACAAGCUCUUCUUAACCACUUCUCUUCUUGCUCAGAAAAGCAAUGGCUUCUACUGAAGCAGCAUAUAGUGGAGCUAGCCAUGCCCAAAUUGAACCUACUGAUGCUGAUACCACCCCAUAUUCAACUCUUUUGUUCCUUCCUUCUUCUCGCAGGACUAAUUCUUCCCUAUCUUCAUCACCAUCAUUUUCAUCCAAUUCAUCCUCUGCUGGAUCAUUAACUUUCCCUGGUGAUAAUUCCCCAUUCAGUCCUCCCAGAACCCCUCAAGCAAGAUUCUCAGGAGUCCCAUUUUCUUGGGAGCAAAUCCCAGGAAUUCCCAAGAAUGAAAUUUCCAAGAAGGAAGGUUUAUCUGCUUUAGGCCUUCUCCCAUUGCCACCAGCUGGAAGUUUCAGCACAAAUUCCUUCAGGAAGCAUAAUAGAGAAGACAUGAUCAUUUCUCCCAAGAAGUUCUACAACCCCAGUGAAAGUUUUAGGAUGGAUCCAUUCUUUGCAGCAUUAGUGGAAUGUUCCAAGGAUGAUCACCAUCGUCACCAUGAUGGAAAUGUUAUUGGUAAUUUGUGGAAGGGCUCAAAAGUUUCAUCAAAGACAAGUUUAAGUGAUCGAUUUGGGUUCAUCAACAUGUAUGCUUCUUGCAAAAGGACUUGUGCAGUCUCAGAAUCCAUUGUUUAUCUUCCAAGAUCAAGACCUUAUAGUUUGUUAAAUCGUCGUUGAUCAAGCUACAAAAUUCAUGGUCUCAAGGUCAAGGGCAUCAAGAAUUGGCAAAACAUCAAUAGAUAAGUGUUUGUUUUAUGAUAGUCUACUUGAAUUUCUUUUGCUUUCCUAUCUUUAUAUUUGGUAUUCUCUUGUUAUCUUGGAAAUUGGUAUGGAAUGUGAGGACAAGUCAAUGAUGCUCUAAGACAAAUUGUAAAAUUCAGAAUUUAUGCAUUACUAUUUUCUAGGAACAAGUGCCAACAUCUUUUUUUAGUGCAAAAA